Messenger RNA from Scleropages formosus (Asian bonytongue), 3061 nucleotides. RefSeq names its product thyroid hormone receptor interactor 6 (gene trip6). The record is from RefSeq and is a predicted model, not a curated record. Gene Ontology annotation, cellular component: focal adhesion; cytoplasm; stress fiber. The transcript is spliced from 10 exons. NCBI's taxonomy places the organism in Eukaryota, Metazoa, Chordata, Actinopteri, Osteoglossiformes, Osteoglossidae. Gene Ontology annotation, biological process: positive regulation of non-canonical NF-kappaB signal transduction; signal transduction. The coding region runs from base 394 to 2097 and encodes 567 amino acids.
GUAGCGCACUGCGAUCCCGCUAAUGCCCUGCGAGCGACACAAAGUAUCCAUAGAGACGGGACCCCCCGCGGACACGCGCGCGACACCGGCGGCGGAGCCCGAACGACGACGGUGCUGUAGAAAGGGGGUAAAUCGGUGACUGAAGAGCAGCGGAUGAUCAUAAGAAGAAGAGUUCAGACAGCGGCGGUCCCUCCAGUCCCCCCACACACACACACACACGACGUCAUGCCCUUGGAAUGCGCGGCUCCAUGAUGUUUCCUGCGCGGAGCGGAAUCUCGAACAACUUGUUCAAAGUGUGAGGAGGAAAAGUGUGUGUGCGUAUGGAGGCAGCGCGCGACACUGGUGUGUGAGCGAGUUCGCGAAGCAUCGAUCGACAAGCGAAGUAACUGCGACAUGUCUGGUCCUACCUGGUUGCCGCCGAGGACUCUGGGAAGUCCAGAACGAGUCACCGCUCAGAUGUGCCCGAGCGGCCCGGCCUUCUACAGACCCCCAGCGAAGGGGAACCACAAGUAUGGCGGGUUUGACCAGAACGGAGCAACGGGAGGGACAGCCCCCAGGUACACGGCAGCUGGGGCCACAGGAGGAGUCCUGCCACACGCAGAGGAUUCUGGGUCCUCAGAAUUCAGCCCAGUAUCGCCCAAAUCAGUCGAGCACCAUUACCCAUCAGGCCACAGCUCACAAGAGGACCGCUUGUGGUCUCUCCACGGCGCCACAUACAGCCCUCAGAACCGUGUCCAGGAGAAUCCCGUUGGACAUGUGAGUAGCAUCGACGCUGAGAUAGACUCGCUCACCUCCAUGCUGGCCGACCUGGACAGCCCCCCGCAGAGCUCCCGCUCCCAGGUGUACGACAACGUGCCAUACGCCACGCACCUGUCGGCAGAGCGCUACAAGGGCCCCCCGCCCCAGAGCCGCUGCCCCGCAGGGUACCCCCCGUACCCACAGGCCCAGUUCCAGCUCGCCGGCCCGUACCCUGCGGAAGCCUCGCACUCGGCGCCACCGCUGGGCCAGUACAGCCUACAGCAGGAGUACCCGUACCCGUCGACCCCGAAACCGUACCCGCAGCCGGUGCCCGCGUCAUACACCACAGCGUCGACCCCUACGGGCCCCCGUUUCAGCGUGCAGGUGAAAACGGCGCAGCCUGUCAAUUACUCCCAAAGUGGGCGCCAUGCGGAACAGGCCUAUGCCCCGCCACGGCCCCGGCCCUUGCACCCGUACCCAGAGUCGGCGGCGGCACCACAGCCCUGGUACCCUGCCCCGUGUGCCGCCCAGGAGCAGGACCAUGGUGCGGCCUACAAAGGGGGCAUUGUGCCGGGACCUCGGACUGCUCUGGGCCCCCCACCCAGGAGGAGUGUAGAGGCGCCCAUGGCAGCACCCAGCCAUGGCCCGGCCUACCAGCUCGCUAAGGGGGCACUGCCAAAGCCAGAGGAGGAGUUGGAGCGGCUCACCAAGAAACUGGUGUAUGACAUGAAUCACCCGCACAGCGAGGAGUACUUUGGUCGGUGCACGCGGUGCGGCGACAAAGUGCUGGGGGACGGCAGUGGCUGCGUGGCCAUGGAGCAGGUGUUCCACGUCGAGUGCUUCACGUGUGUGACGUGUCACAGCCGCCUGCGGGGGCAGCCUUUCUACGCCCUGGACAAGAAGAGCUACUGUGAGAACUGCUACAUCGACACCCUGGAGCGCUGUUCCAAAUGCACACAGCCCAUCCUGGACCGCAUCCUGCGUGCCAUGGGCAAGGCGUACCACCCACGCUGCUUCACCUGCGUCGUGUGUGGCGGCUGCCUGGACGGCGUGCCCUUCACCGUGGACGCCACAUCGCAGAUCCACUGCAUCCAGGACUUCCACAGGAAGUUUGCCCCACGGUGCUCUGUGUGUGGUCAGCCCAUCAUGCCGGAGCCCGGCCAGGAGGAGACGGUGAGGAUCGUGGCCCUCGACCGCAGCUUCCAUGUCAACUGCUACACAUGUGAGGAGUGUGGACUCCUGCUGUCCUCCGAGGGAGAGGGACGCGGCUGCUACCCGCUGGACGGUCACAUUCUGUGCAAGAGCUGCAGCGCACGGCGCAUUCAGGACCUCUCAGCCAAGAUCUCGACCGACUGCUGAUGGGCUGUCAGAGCACCCCACACACACACACACACACACACACACACCCUGUGAGUGGCUCCGCAGGAAGAUUUCACAUGAAGGAAAGGUGAUUUGUGCUCCUGUGGGGUUGUGACCCGUGUGCUACAGCAGGAACACACGGCUCAGCUCAAGGGGUCAGGACCCUGUGCACAGAGCCAGCGCCAGUGUGAUUUGGUGUCAUUCCCCACCAUCGCUGAAGACGAGGUGACGACGGCGUGCGCCUCUUCUGUGUGGUAUUGAUGAACCGUUCAUGUAUUUUACCGGUGUAACAAUCUGUACCAGUUUGCCUUCUUAUUGUUACAUGGCCCAGUGAUGUUGCUGUUUAAUUGUAUGUGUAUGUAUGCGUGCGUGCGUGCUGUAGAACUCUGCACUCAUUCCCCACUACCUGCACAGGACACACACUGAUCACACACAUCUGCAGUGUGUUUUACUGUUGAGGGAUAUGAAGGAGAAGCGUCACAGUACGAGCUGAAGUGUGUGUGUGUGUGUGUGUGUGUGUGUGUGUGUGUGUGUGUGCACGCGUGCGUGCGCAAGUGCCUGUGUAGUCGAAGUGUCCACUCCGCAGCGUCGCUAAAGGCCCCAGUAACUGUGCACGUGACCCAGCGUCUUUCAGGACAUGUAAGGAGCUCCACUCAGGGAACUUUGUGUCUCCAGAGUCGCCCCCGAGUCACGGCAUUUUUCUCACAAAUUGGCGUUUUUCUUACCUUUAACCAGUUAGUUUACACACCACGUGUGUGUUUUCCGUGUUCCGCGCCAAAACACUCAGGUUUUCUGCUCAUUUAGUCUGUGAUGCUCCCCUCACCGUUUCUCCGCACUAGCGGCCUGCUGGGGUCUCUGCAGACAGGUUUCUCUGUGGGAGGUGGGUUGGGGGUAUCUAAGUUCAUCUCUUGACGAGCUCACAUGUUGUCCCGAAUGAAGGAAUUAAAACGACACUAAAACUGUC